AAUUACAAAAGAGUUAUUUAAAGUUGUUGAUAGCCCAGAAAAAAUGCUGAAUUUAGGGCACGGCGAGCUAAGGAAACGCAUAGCCAGUAUAGGUUUAUAUAACUCCAAGGCAAAAAAUAUAAUCGAGCUAAGCAAAAUGUUGAUUGAACGGCACGAUAGCAAAGUUCCUAACAAUUUCGACGAUUUAAUAUCUUUACCAGGAGUUGGAAGAAAGAGCGCUAAUGUGUUCUUGAAUUCAGGGCUUGGCCUACCAACAUUGGCAGUUGACACUCAUGUUUUUAGAGUUAGCAAUAGGAUUGGUCUGGUAAAAGAAAAUGAUGUAUUUAAAACAGAGCAAUCCCUCGUAAAUGUAAUAUCAAAAAAAUAUCUACUUUAUGCUCAUCAUUGGUUAGUUCUACAUGGUAGAUAUGUCUGUAAGGCAUUAAAACCUUCGUGCAGCACAUGCAUUAUCAACGAUUUAUGUGAACUUGAUAAUAAAAGAUACAAUAUUGUAGAUCGUCCUUAA
Cinara cedri is the source of this 505-nucleotide messenger RNA. Lineage: Eukaryota; Metazoa; Arthropoda; Insecta; Hemiptera; Aphididae. The record is from the annotation of a GenBank genome assembly.